CUAGAGACCGACUGCCUAAUGAGUAUCUGCACAACAACCGAUGUCUAUUCAGCUGCUUCUCUAAUCGGUCAAGAGCUACAGCUUUUGAUCGAUGAAUAUGGAGCGGCGGAUUUCGAGUGUCUUAUGUAUAAGGUUAUACGCGUUCUGGAGGAGCUUGAAUUCUGUGUCAGCCAUUAUACUGAUACAGAACGGUUAAUUGGUGAACUCCAAGAACAGCAUGAUGCGCUAAAGAGUGAGCGCAAUGAACACGACUUUCAGGAUUUCGCUUUGGCAAGUUGCAUGAUUGACUACCAUGACCUGGACCAAAUGCAGCAGAGUUGGUACAACGAAACUCAAAGGCUGUUGGAUCGAAUUUCAGUGCUGGAGUCCGAGAAUCAUCGGCUGAAGCGCCAACUAGAGAAUGCUGAAGUGGAGCCGGAGAUGAUUGAUACGCAGCCCUGCGUUGCGGAUUUGGUGGCAGGAUAUGAGAAGCAUCUGCACCGACCUCUCUCUCUACCCAUAAAAUCCUGCGAGGUGGACUCGCUUCUGGCGCAUACCGAGGAGCGUCUCCUCCUCACCCAUCAGGAAAUCUUACAUAAAGAGCUUCACAAGGCUCAUAUUUUUAGUUCUUCCUAUCAGACUCUCUUAACGUGA
This is a messenger RNA of Hydatigera taeniaeformis, 633 nucleotides long. NCBI's taxonomy places the organism in Eukaryota, Metazoa, Platyhelminthes, Cestoda, Cyclophyllidea, Taeniidae. The record is from the annotation of a GenBank genome assembly.